This is a messenger RNA of Racocetra fulgida, 277 nucleotides long. The record is from the annotation of a GenBank genome assembly. NCBI's taxonomy places the organism in Eukaryota, Fungi, Glomeromycota, Glomeromycetes, Diversisporales, Gigasporaceae.
AUGUCACAACAAUAUUCUCAUCAUGUGCCAGAUCCAAUACAUUACCUUCCUCCUCCAACUCCACCUAAUUCGAUCUAUUCACACAAGCAUACUGGUUUAGGAAAAACAUCAACCUACUAUGAUGAUAGUGAAAGACCAUCAUAUGAACCUCAACAUACAUCUUACAUGUCACCACAAGCUAGUUAUCCCCCACCUCCAAGUUUUGAACAAGCUGUGAAUAGUGGUAGUGAUGACGCUCAUACAAAAUUUAGUCCAAGGCCAAAAUAUCAAGAUUUAU